AACUUGUUGGCGCGGUUUUUCGUUAAAACAUACGUGGGGGGAUUGAAAUGCCAGAUAGUAGUGAGGUUUCUGGUGGUGUUCGACAACAAAAUACUUUAUUUCUAUCUUUAACAGAUCCUUCUCAUCUAAUCUCAUACCGAAAAUGUGGAGAAAGAUGAAGAUAAUCUCUGUACGCAAGAAUGUAUCUGGUGAUACGAAUAUGAAAUUUAGGCCUAUUGCAAUAACUUCACCCUUCCUCAAAACAAUGGAAAAAUUAUUGAUACUUCCACUUCAGCCCACGAUAAAAGAGCACACUAAUCCGUAUCAGUUUGCUUACAGAUGCAAAAGAAGUACCUUAGAUGCCGUUGCUGUUCUGCAUCACAGUAUAGUGUUCAACUUGGAAAAGGGAAAGUAUGUUCGCUGCGCUUUUCUGGACUAUACUUCUGCUUUUGAUUCUAUACCAAGACAACGUUUAAUUAACAAGUUAAUCAGCGUCAAAACUGACAGCCGGAUAACCAACUGGCUAUGAUCCUACAUCUGGAAGGGAACAGUACACUAUGUUUGGAGGAAAAUGUUCAGAGAGUGCACCACAAGGAGCUGUUCUUUCACCUCUUUUCUCUUUUUCUGCAUGAUCUGCUAUCUUCCACAGUAAACACUUUUGUGAAAUAUGCGGAUGUUCUCACUGUAUGUAUGCCUAUCUCUGCCUCUUUACAUCCCAUAGAAAUGAAUGAGUUUUUGUCUCGUAUUGAUUGUUGGUCUGUUGUUAAUGGUCUCAUACUUAAUCCGUCUAAAUGUCAGAUUGUUAACUUUAGCAUUAGGCAUGAACGGCAUCUGAACUCCACUUUGGGAUCCCAUAUUGCUUGUACCAUUGGAGACUGAUAAACACGGUGUCGAAGGUCAAUUUUAUUGGUGUUACCUUUUCCUCUGAUCUCUCUUGGUCUUCUCACGUUUUAUUGUUAUUGAAGAAAGUUUUCCGUCUGACUUACUACAUAAAGAAACUGCAUGCUCUUGGGGUUACUCGUCAUUUACUCUUACAAUUUGUCAAUUCUUGCAUAUUACCUAUUAUUCUCCAUUAUUCUUUCCCGGACUUUUGAAAAAAGACUUUGCUGUAUUGCGGAGAGUACUAGAGGCAGUUAGCAAGGUGUGUGGUGAAUCUUUCGAGGUCAUAUUUAAUAUGGUUGUGGAUAGAGAUCUCAAGUCAGGCAAAUUCCUGGCAGGUGUUAUUUUAUCAGAUACUAGCCAUCCCCUUCACACUUAUCUUUCUCCUUGUAUAUCUUCUGGUAGAACAAGACGUAGUUACAUUAAAAUCCAUGCACGCAAGCAAAAGUAUAAAAGUUCUAUAAUACUUUACCUAGCAAAUAUACUCUUUGACGAACAGGUUGUUAGAGUUAACCUAGUCAAUAACCUGCAUUCCUAACCUGUCUCUAAUUUGGAAAGUUGUACAGUGUUUCAGAUUUUUUUAACCUUUUUCCCUUUCUUUUUUGUCUUUGUCUUUGUUUUUUUGUAAAGGAAGCUUGUUGAAAUAACCUGUGCUGAGAAUUGUAUAUUGUACCCAAAUAUAAUAUUGAAUAAAGCCACUAAUAAUAACUGGGAGUGGUUAUAUAAAUUUUUAUUGAACACUGAAACAUAGUUUGCUGAGCUAAUCGCCUAUUACUCUUAUAAUGAACAACUCACCUGUAAAACACAUAGCAAGUUGCAUGAAACGAUAAGUAACUUGAAUAUCUGUAUUCAGUCCACCUUGACAUCCUACGUCAGUUAAAUGGACAUGUAUGCAUCAUUCUAGUAAGAGAAUAAUUGUUUUCUGCACUUUUCACCAAGUUGUAUGCUUCUGCUUGUAUCACUUUAGCUUAAGAAUUGUUUUCUUAAAAUGUCUUCAUAUUUUACAGGGUCGUUUAAAGUCUGACUAUGUCAAUACUGCUAUGUACUUUGCUCGUUUGGGAACGCUGUUCUGCUGUGUCGUAUUCUUCUUUGCGCCAAUUUUUUCCCGUUUGCACCCGUCAGAUCUGGAGGUUUGGUAUCGAAGAGCAUUGUUAGCAAGUGCGGCGACUUCAGCCCUACGUCUACAUCAACGAAUAAAAAGUUUGAAUACAGGUUUCUCUCGAGAAGUCCUAGAGGUCUUAAUUUCUGAGGAUUCUUCUCAUUACUUGCUGUUUUCCAUUAUGUUUGCUGUAUUACCACCAGUUACAGUUUCUUUGGUGCCGAUCUUCUUAUUCGCCCUUUUACAUGCGGCCAGCUUCACGAGAGUUCUUUUAAAUACAUCUGUUUCUCUGAAUGGCGGCGGAACGAGUGAUGGUUUGGAUGCUUCAGUUGCUUCAUCGAAUAUGUCAUGUAUACAUCAAAUAAUACAAAAAUCAAUUGAUAAAGUGAAAGCACAUGACCAAAAUAUCUUACGUAUCAUAGCCUUAAAUGAAAUCAUGUUGAUGGUAAUCUGUAUAUUUAUGGCUGUUUCUGGACCUAGAAUUUUUGUCCUCCCCUUUAUUUAUUAUCCGUUCUUGAAAAUGCGUUAUAAUUCAAGACGUAAUCCUUAUACUCGUAACGCAUUUUUGGAACUGCGUAUAGCACUUCAGAAUGUAGCUUAUCAUUCUAAGUGUCCAGCACUUAUUUCGCGUAUAAUUUAUGGUCUCAUCAAUAUUAUAUCUCGUUUGGGAACAAGCGGUUACGCUAGAAAUUAGAUUGGGAUCCACCUGCUGGUGUUUUUUCUGUUUUUCGUGGUCUUUUUGUUACGUUGUGAUUGGAUUAUUUUGGUCAUUCAAUAUCAACAUCGAUCAGCUACCACUUGAAGAAAAUAUUCAAAUGAGUUCGUCUUCACUUCAUUUGUAUAAUCUACUUGUAUUUCAUCAUUCAUUUUACUACUUAUUUGUCCUUGCUAUCCUCAACAAAAAGUAACUUUGACAAUUGAUAUAUAUAUAUAUAUAUAUAUAUAAUUUUCGUGUAGUUUCACAAUCUAAUAUAUACGAAAUUGUUCUCACUUGUUGUGGUCAUUUGGAUCUUUCACUGAACAUUAUAUCUGUAAAUUUACAUAUACUUUUUGCUGCAACUUUCUAAGUAAUACUCAGCGGUUUUUGUUGUAAUUUAAAGGAACCUAUUUCAGAAUUCUAGGUCAUUUCAUUUUUCAUGCUUAUGUUAAGCUCUGGUCUCAUUCUUUUCAACAAUCUCUUCACUCGUUCUCUACUCGAUUCAUUUUAUCGAAUGGCCGUUUUUUCCUACGGAUAUCAGUUACAGUCGAAAUGACUUAGUCGUCAAAUUGUUAUCGUGUCAUUCAAAGUCAUUUUGUAAAAAUAUGCGUUUUGACUGAGCUGUUUGCUUUUUAGAUGUUUCUAGUAUACUGAUAGCUUGUUUA
Molecule: messenger RNA, 3319 nt
Organism: Schistosoma guineensis
Lineage: Eukaryota; Metazoa; Platyhelminthes; Trematoda; Strigeidida; Schistosomatidae
Source: the annotation of a GenBank genome assembly